AUGGAAGAUCCUACCGCCAGACCGACGCCCCACGUCGACCCCGACACCGCACCACCGCCUGUACGCCCAGAGACCACCGACGAACUUCACCCCGACUCCGACGACGUCAACCUCCACUGCGCCGCAACCGACUUCUCCACGGGUGCGCUGGACGCUGACCGAGCAGCUUGCGAGUUCGCCGCCAAGCUCGAGCUCCUUAUCCUCCAAACUUUCCACAUAUGCACCCACAACCGACGAACCACGCCGUUCGUCCCACCAGCCCAACCACGCUGGGGCGCCGAUCUCGACUUCCUAUGCGUCCUGUACGACUCCUGGCGCAGGAUGGAGCUCACGCGCAAAGCCGGAGCCCACGUACGACGAAGAGGUUUCCAAACCAGCGUCAACCUCGUCUGCCAGGCCACGGGAACCCAACUCCGAUCCGCUUUCGACUCCAUGGGUGAUAGAGCCGGAUUCCGUGAGUGCUUGCUUUCUGACAACGCUCCCGCCUCGUUGCGGGAGGCCGUACGCAACCUCCUCUUCUUCAGCAGCGACGUUGUCGGUUCCGAGGGUGCUCGUCAACAGCUUCGCCACGAGCAGAUGGGGGACAUGCUCCGAUUCGGUGGCAUAGGAGGCUUCCUCACCCCGAACGUUGCGGACACCCGGAACCCUUUAGCGGUGAUCCUGCAUGCCGGCGGGAUGAACAUGAUUGCAUCGUUGAGCGGGCCCAUCGAGGAUCAAGCGCGCCUGAGCACGCAUUCCCACAUGGUGCUCCACUUCGUCAACCGAACGUCUCAAUCAUGGUUGCGCUCCGUCCUCCGCAAAGACACAGCCGAGGCGCGAUCGACUCUGCAACGUUGGCAGCGCGCUGUGCUCCAAGCCGUCGAGGCCUUACAGAUUACAUAUUCCGCGACUGUCCCACUGCACUUCGUGGACCACGCCUCAGAGGCUCCACCCCUCAAAAGCACCCCUUACCUUGAGAGGUGGCAGCGCGAGGACAAGUUCGACGGCGACCUCGAGGGCGACCGAGAGGGCCCUACCAGGUCUCAGGUCUUCGCGACCGCCACCCACGACGAUGCGACUACGCAGGCCGAAGCUGCGGCUUAUGCGGCUGCAUUCGCAGAAGAUCACUGGAACAUCAGCAGCCUCAGCGGCCACAUCCAUCAGCACCAUGACACAUGCUUCAAGUACAUAGAGAAUGGCAUCUCUCGCAAGCCUCAACACUGCCGUUUCGGAUUCGUGCACUUCGUCAGACUCUGGCUGCCGUCCACCACCGACAGCCCAGGUCAAGGUGAGGCCAAGGAGCGGAUUGUAGAACGGCUACUGGCCCGCGUGGGAAAGGAGCCACAGCUGCCACGAGUACGUGGCCAGCCUCCUAUAGACACUCAGUCCAUGCCUAUCCUGGCCGACACUGGAUUGUUCACCGAUGGCUCCCUUGGUGCCAGCGUCGAACCCGACGACAGGCAGGCACGCCGUGGGCGCAUCAAUACAGUGCGGUUCAACCCCAGAGAGGGCAGCACGACAAUGGCAGGAAAGGUUGCGCACAGAGGGAAUUUGGAUUACCAGGAUUGUCGCCACACCCUCACGGACGGGUAUGAGUACGACAACUCCGAGGAUUACCUUCGGCCGGCACUGGCUAUCCGCACCAACCUCGUUUACUCAGUGGUCGAGUCCAUCCGCAGUGGGAUCCAGACGAGCUUCUACACUUGCGACUACAACACGAAGCCCAACAUGACAUGUGGGCCUCUUCUGCAGCAUCUCACGCACGGCAUGGAACAGCUCGAGGCACAUAUGAAAAAAGAGCACGACACCGCAGCUAUGACAGCUUACCUGCAGAUGGGUGCCGUCCACAACGCAGACUGCAGACCUGGCGCUCUGGCGCGUCCCCCGACCGCGGCCACCAACGCCACCCCAGCGGAAGACCCCGCAGCGCGCCUGUCCACGGAUGACUUCUACGAUGAUUGGUUGCACCGAGGAGCUUUCGUUGAUGAUGACGCGCACCUUGGCUUGCAGGCCGCCAGGGCUGACGCGGGCGACAUCGGAGACCCCGCCGGCGCAGACCCCGAAUGCGACGACGGCACCGAGCGCGACACCCCGACCGGUGUCCAAUACAAACCACACGUGCGUGUACGUGACUCCGACGUGCUGGACGUCGUGCACCGACAUCUCUCUGCUGGAAAAUUGGACAAACGGUCGGGCGACAGAUUUGUCCGCAUCCAGGAGUUCCUCAACGCAAAGGCCCACCUCUACGAGCACCUCCGCGUACGCGUCGCACCACCUGAACAUGGCCACGCCGAGAUCCCCGACGACGACGACGAGACUCCUUUGGAGGCAGCGUUCCACCCAGACACGCCCUGGGGCUGCUCCCCCGCCAUGUGCGCGCGAAAGCUGAUGGCUGAGCGACUGCCCCACCGCGUCGGGCAUACCGACACCUACCGCAUUCCUCAAGAUCAAUACGAGGCCACGCUCUUCUGUACAUCACCGCUCCAAGCGCUGUGGGACUUUGCAGCAGGCCGCGGACAGCUUGCCGAAUUCCGAACAAGCGCUGGCAGACGGCAGCUCCUCAUGGACGUUCCCACCAGACUCGUGCAGCGCGUCUUCCUGCACGGCCCUGGAGGAUCCGGCCAAACCUUUUUCAUGACUCAAGUUGUUCUACCUGUAUAUGACCACUUCUUCCCCGGUUGCACCCGCGGGUUCGCGGCCCAGAACAGCGCUGCGAGGCUCAUUGGUGGCGCCACUUUCCAUUUCAUGGCAGGCCUGACUCGCCAGCAGACUCUCACCCGAAAGCGUCCUUCCAGACAAGCCCAGGAGAAAAUGCGACACCUUUCGGGCCAGCUCGCAUUGGCCAUGAUCGACGAGGCGAGCUUAGCUGAUCCUCAGCUGUUGACUGUCCUUAACGCAAUAGCGGAUUGGGGACGCCACAGCUCCCGCAACCUUGACCCUGCGUCGUUCACGGAUGCAACUUUCGGGAACGUACUCGCGCAGAUCGUCGUGGGGGACUUCAUGCAACUGAACCCCGUCCGAACGCAUUCGCUACUGCAGACAUUUCUGCGCGGCACUGCAAUACACAUGCCCCGCGCUCCCACUUACGACGGCAUGGACAAAGACCAGCGCAUUGAGAAGGAGCGUCUCGACAAAGAAGGCUGGGACAUCUUUGAUAGGCUCUCGGAGUCAGUUAUCCUCUUCCACGGGUGGCACCGUUUCGCGCCAGGGGAUCCCUUACCAGAAAUCCUGAAGAUCAUGCGCACACCUGGGGGGCAAAAACUCCCGCCCUCCCUGAAGGAGCAACUCGCCGCUCGAUGCGUAUUGCAUCACGACGUCGACCAGCGUGCCGACCCGUCCUACAUUCUGCACGACGAGUCCGGCGCUCCCACUGCCAUGCCUGGCUUCUUCGCCCAAGGGUACCACUCCGCCAUCAACUGGGAGACCGUUGGAGCGCUCUGGCUGCCCGCCGUCUGCGACCGCGUACAUCGCUACCUCCAGCCUUGCGGACAGCUACUCUAUUACGUCCAAGCUGUCGACAUCCCGCACCAGGCCGUUUACAGGUCACGUCCAGACAUGUACACGGACGCACUCCAAGUGGCAAACAUGAGCUCCAAGACUCCAGGUUGGGUCCUCCUGGACCGCUUGCCGCGUUAUGUGGAGUUCCGCGCUGACGACGCCACAGAGGAUUACACCGGUCUGAAGAAGCCUGGCGUGUGGCAUCUAGAACCAACACGUGACACGUGGACUUUCCAAUGGCAGGUCCGUGCCACGGUGAACCACCCACGCGCCAUGCCAACGCACAGACUCCAGAAACACGACGUCCACAUGACCCGAUGCCAACUUCCCACCGCGCCAGAACGCGUCGGAACACUUCAGAGCAUGCAAGGCAAAACCGUCCGCGAGCCCAGCGGACAACCCAUCGGUCACACCAUCGACUUGCGCAAGCCCGACUAUAUGAGCGACCCCGAAUACAAGCAGCACCUGUACGUGAUUCUCGGAAGAUCUCAGCGCUUAUCGCGGUCCCUGUUCGAAAACUUCCCCCGCUUGCCUGAGCCCGACGCCGACGGCAACGAAUUCGAUUGGCAUUGGUUUGAGGAAGGGAAUCUCAUGGACCCCCUUGGAAGCAAUUGCGACUUCGCGGUGCUCCACGCCAACUUCACCAACGUCGAUCUCGCCGUGCUCCCAAUGACCCCCGGAGAAAUUCAAGAACGUCUGCAAGACCCGUUCACUGGCUUCUCCUGUCCUCAG
Prorocentrum cordatum is the source of this 4209-nucleotide messenger RNA. The record is from the annotation of a GenBank genome assembly. NCBI's taxonomy places the organism in Eukaryota, Dinophyceae, Prorocentrales, Prorocentraceae.